UUCGGAGCGACGAUUCCCAUUGAAGAACAGGUACGGGACAAACUGGAGUGGAUCGAAUUGGAAGGCUAUCAUCACUGGGGAGUGGCUUGUGUUGCUUGUUUGCAUUCACUUUUGACCAACAGCAAUGGCGGAUCUAAACAUUACCCAUAUUUAUUACUGUUUUGAAAGGUCGGAAGAACCAUAUCAAACGGUCUUCGACCUCCACUCAUUUGUUGAAUUGCGAAAGCUGCUAUUUUUUCCUGUCUGUGGACGCAAUUCUUCCAAAUUGUAUUGCACUCAACCCCGCAAGUUUCAAUCCCUUACUCCAAUGGCACCAACUCUUUCAACACAACCAAUAAUUAUUGAUUAUCCCUUUUCUCCCGCAAACCCUAAUUUCAAAUUCAACAACUCACGGCACUCCGUACGAUUCCCCAAGGGCCGUUAUUCAUCCACCUCUUCCACCGUCACUGUAUUUCGAAUGUAUGCUUCGACGCCGGCUCGUGGUUUGUAGCAAUCAAAGAGAAGAUACCGCGCAGAGCAGCUCAGAGGAAGCUGGAGUUGAUAAUUUAGGUGUCAAGACUGCACUGUCCAUGUUAAGAUUCUACAAACGGGAGAUUUCACCAUUGUUGCCAAAUAGUUGUCGAUACGUCCCAACAUGCAGCGAGUACUCGAUGAUUGCUUACAAGAACUAUGGAGUUGUAAAGGGCACAAUAUUGACUGCCUGGCGCCUCUGCCGCUGCAACCCUCUUGGAGGGUCAGGCUUUGAUCCACCGCGGUGGUUUGACGAGCCAGCACCACCCGAGCAAUAAAUUUAUGCAAUUAUGAUACCAUACAAGAUAAGUUCUUACUUCUUAGUUUUGAAGUUAACAGCUAAAUGUAGCCUUUGUAUAUGCAUGUGGAACUUGUUAAUUGAGAUUCAUAUUCAGCAUGGAUGAGACAGAAAAUCAAACUAACGUUGUAAGGAUUAGUGAAGUUCUUUAGGAUUGUGAAGUACAUAUAUACAGUGAAUUAUUCAAAAGGAUUUCAGAAAUCCUUGAAAUUCCACUUGUUUAUUUCUGAACUAAGUUCAUCACCCUUUCCCUGAAUUGUUCUUGUUUAGGUCUGACAUUUGAGUAUAGUUUCAACCGCUUAUUACGCAACGACUUUUGGGGUUUUCAAAAGAAUUGAAAAUAGUAAAAAGAAAUUAGUAUUUAACGUGAUGUUGUACAGAGAGAAUAUGCAUUUGGUAUUUUGGUAUUUAAUGUGAUAUUUUUGAAAAAAAGUUAUGGGAUGAGAUCGUUAGUCUCUAGUGUAAUCCGACCCCUCUCACCCCACCAAUUAAACGGCAGACAAGUGUUCUUUAUUUUAAUUUAAAUUAAAAUAUUUUAUUUUACACACAUUUUAAUGAUUUUUUAUCCAUUAUUAUUUUUUUAAAAAAUAUUAAUUACCAUCUAUGCCCCUUCCCUUCUCUUGGUUCUUUCUUGCUUCUGGAUUAAUUUUUAUUUUUUUUUGUAAUCUUCUUCUUCAUUCUCCCUUCACUCCCAAAAUUUGACGCUAUAUUGAUGAAUAGUAUCAUACUUUUAAAAGUGUCUAUGUAAAUGAAAACUGAUGUUUAUUUGAUCUUUUAAGUCCUUGUUUAUUUAUUAUGGUCAUGUUAAGACAAAGAACUGGUAGGCAUUGUAUGAACCUAUUCAGUGAAAAACUCACUCUUCAUAUUAGAAUCUGCCACUUAUAACAUUCUUUUCAUUAGAAAAACAAGUAUUUGUUAUUGCUGACGGUGACAAAUUGAAAAUAUGGCAUGCUUAAAUCAUUAUAGUUAAAAACAACAACAGUGGUAUAGAUGUGAAAGACUGAAUUCAAAACUACCGUUCUACGACAAAAGGAAGAGAAAAAGAGGCCCAGCUAUAAAGUAAUUAAACCAUAUAAUAUCAAGUUACAUCAUUUUAAACAAAAAUCAUUGUCCUCCCCGAUUAUGAAUCUAAGUGAAAAUUUUCAACCUUGUCCUAUAGCUCCCAUAAAUGUAAUCAAACACAUCAAUAAUCUUGGCCAUUUUGAUCAAUCCCAAAUACUUGAUAUAUCUGUCCAAAUACAUCACUUUCAGCAACUAAAAUAAAUUUGUGGCAGCUAAUCAAGUAGCAGACCUAGAAACCUCUAAUUAUUGAGUUCAAUUAUGGCUUCAAUGACAUAAGCAGAAGGCUUAUAUACUAAAGAAAGGAUAUAUGUCACAUCAACUGAAGAAGAAAUGCCAAUAUUACUGCAAGGAAAAUAUUAGUAUAUGUUAUUUAUUUGAUUUAAUAAUGACAGAACAUUUACAAACAUGCCUUGAUCAACUGAUCAGGUGUGAACCAGAGAGAAGAAUAACCAUCAAACAUGGCCUUCUCCUUUCUGUUAUAAUAA
Andrographis paniculata is the source of this 2355-nucleotide messenger RNA. Its product is annotated as UPF0161 protein At3g09310. The transcript has 5 exons. The record is from RefSeq and is a predicted model, not a curated record. NCBI's taxonomy places the organism in Eukaryota, Viridiplantae, Streptophyta, Magnoliopsida, Lamiales, Acanthaceae. Bases 462 to 788 code for a protein of 108 amino acids.